This is a messenger RNA of Arvicanthis niloticus (Nile rat), 1470 nucleotides long. RefSeq names its product gasdermin-D-like. The record is from RefSeq and is a predicted model, not a curated record. Gene Ontology annotation, biological process: defense response to bacterium; pyroptotic inflammatory response. Gene Ontology annotation, molecular function: phosphatidylinositol-4,5-bisphosphate binding; phosphatidylserine binding; phosphatidylinositol-4-phosphate binding. Gene Ontology annotation, cellular component: NLRP3 inflammasome complex. Lineage: Eukaryota; Metazoa; Chordata; Mammalia; Rodentia; Muridae.
AUGCCAUCAGCCUUUGAGAGAGCGGUCAAGAGUGCGAUCCAGGAGGUGAGCAGCAGAAGAGAUCUCACCCCAGUGGACUGCCUUAGGGAGUCAAUCACCUUCAAGCCCUACUGCCUCCUGAAUAGGAAACUCUCAACCUCAUGGUUCUGGAAACCCCCUUAUAAAUAUAUCAACAUGACAAUCAAGGACAUCCUGGAACCCAGUGCUCCAGAACCAGAACCGGAGUGUACUGACCGCUUCCAAGUCUCUGACAUCGUGGAUGGGAAUAUUCAAGGUCGUGUGGCAUUGUCAGACAUGGCAGAAGGGAAAAUUUCGGGUGGGGCUGCAGUGUCUGGCAGUUUCAGUGCCUCCAUGAAUAUGUGUAUACUGAGUGUGAAUCCAAACAUCUGGGCCAUCAUGCAGCGUGAAAGGCACCUGCAGAAGCCUGAGAAUAAAAUCCUGCAACAGCUUCGGAGACGUGGGGAUGACAUGUUUGUCAUCACCGAGGUGCUGCAGACAAAGGAGAAGGUGCAGAUUACCCAGAUCUACAGCCAAGAGGGCUCAGGCCAGUUUAUACUGCCUGGAGCCUCAUGCUUGCAGGGUGAAGGCAAGGGCCACCAAAUCCGGAAGAAGAUGGUGACCAUUCCUGCAGGCAGCAUCCUUGCAUUCCGAGUGGCCAAACUGCUCAUUGGCUCUACAUGGGAUAUCCUUCUUGUCUCGGAUGAGAAACAGAGGACCUUUGAGCCCUCCUCAGGUAACAGAAGAGGAGUGGUCCUGAGGCAACAUAGAUUUAAUCUGCUCACUGCACUAUACCCCUGUGCACUUGUGGUACUGCCCUCUGUUCCUCCAGAUGAAAUCCCUGAGGAAGAAGAAUUCAGGAAAGACUUCCAAGGCCUGUGUGCAGAGGUGAAGGCUGGUGCCUCAGAACUAGGGAGAUUAAAAAUGGAGUUGAGACAAUAGCUUCUAGUGAACAUCGGGAAGAUUUUACAGGAUCAGCCCAGCCUGGAAGCCUUAGAGGCCUCACUAGGGCAGGGCCUGUGCUAUGACAGGCAGGUGGAGCCUCUGGACGGGCCCGCAGGCUGCAUCCUUCUGUGUCUGGUGCUCGAUUCUGGAAUAGUGUUGCCAAAACACGGAGCCCCUAUCUUCUACCUGUUGGGAGCACUGAAUGUACUGAGUGAAACUCAGCGGCAGCUGUUGGCUAAGGCUCUGGAGACAACUGUACUGUCAAAGCAGCUGGAGUUGGUGGAGCACGUCUUGGAACAGAGCACCCCAUGGAAGGAGCAGUGCUCUGUGUCCCUGCCCUCCAGGCUCCUUGGGGACAGCUGGCAUGAGGAGGCUCCCACCUGGGUCUUGCUAGAAGAAUGUGGCCUAAGGCUGCAGGUGAAACACCCCCCCCCCCAGGUACACUGGGAACCAACCUCUCAGGGCCCCACAUGUGCCCUCUAUGCCUCUCUGGCCCUAUUGUCAAGUCUAGGCCAGAAACCUCAUUAG